AUAUUGAGUAUUAUUUACGUUACCUUAGUCUUAAGACUUCUUAGUUAAAUAUUGCUUAAAUAAUUAUUAUAAUAUAAAUAGCAGACUGUUAUAAUAUACGUAAUGCACACAGAUUUGUCACCGCAUUUACAUACAGAUGAAUGCAAUGUUUUAAUAAAGUUACUACAGGAUUGUCACGUAGAGCAUUCAUUUAGAAAGUUUUUUGGUUAUUGUAAUGACUAUGACCGGGAAAUGAGGAAAUGCUUAAAAUCUGAACGAUUACGACGUCAAAAACUAAAUAAUGAAGAAGCAAUAAAGAAACACGCAGCCAUUCGCGCAAGAAUUGUAGCUCAACAGCAGCAAUAAUUUCAAAUAUUUACAUCUUUUUACAUUAUGGAAUACAAUAUAUUAGACUCUAUAGACCUGAAUGACAAAUCUAUAUAUAAAUCUUUCACAGACAGAUAUUUUAGUAAGAGAUACAUUUUAAAUGUAGAUGGUAUUGAAAACAAUGAUAUUAUGUUAAUGUUCCAUUCAAACAGAAUUACUUUGCUAUGCCUUGCACCAAGUCACUUCUUUUUUAAAAAUCCUGAUAAGUACAACCUCAACUUUACAAUAGGAAAAGUAGAUAGAUUGAGUAACUUAGUCAAGGGCAAAGGUAAAAAGGGAGGUCAGAUGUUAACACCAAAAUCAACUAUAUGUAAAGUAGAAUGGAACGAUGGGACAAGUUUUGAUAUACCGUGUGGCAUGAAAGGCACUCUUAUAGAAAUCAAUGAGAAUUUAGUGAAUAAUCCUGAAAUUCUGAGAGAACAACCUGAUUCUGAUGGGUUCAUUGCUAUUAUGUUGUCAAGUAUAGCCAAUUCCGAAGCAACAAAAAAUGAAUUAUUGAAUCAUGAAGAGUAUUUGAAGCGUGUUAAUUGUAGUAUUUAAAAUUAUAAAAUAAAAGCUUUAGUUUUAUA
Molecule: messenger RNA, 935 nt
Organism: Vanessa tameamea
Lineage: Eukaryota; Metazoa; Arthropoda; Insecta; Lepidoptera; Nymphalidae
Exons: 2
Coding region: 373-906 (177 amino acids)
Biological process (GO): regulation of actin filament polymerization; dendrite morphogenesis; regulation of filopodium assembly
Cellular component (GO): nucleus; lamellipodium; dendrite
Molecular function (GO): actin monomer binding; actin filament binding
Source: RefSeq, a predicted model, not a curated record